Molecule: messenger RNA, 808 nt
Organism: Hibiscus syriacus
Lineage: Eukaryota; Viridiplantae; Streptophyta; Magnoliopsida; Malvales; Malvaceae
Exons: 1
Coding region: 117-716 (199 amino acids)
Source: RefSeq, a predicted model, not a curated record
AAACACCUCCAUCACAUUCCUUCAUAAAAAUGCUUUCUUCUUAAUAAUCAAACUCACAUGAAUUUGUAACCAAAACCUUCCUCUUUUUAUAUAGUGAAGCUUUUGGAACAUAAAAUAUGGGUAACUAUGUUGCUGCUCUCGCAUGCCCUUCAUCCGUUGCGUCCGGGAAAGUUAUUUUAUGGGACGGGUCGGUGAAGAAGUUUAGUUGCCCGUUGACGGUGGCGGAGCUGAUGCUGGAGCAUCCGCAACAGGUGGUUGCAGAGUUCCAGGCGGCGGUGAAUCAGAAGAGGCCGGUUCCGUUGCCGGCGGACCACGAACUCGACGUGAAAAAGGUUUACGUAAUGCUACCCAUCAAACGAGGGAAGCCGACCACGUUGUCGUCGGAGGAAGCUCGUCGUGUGCUUUUGAGUGCGAACUCGGUGUUGAGAUCGAAAUCGGUUCUACAGUCGUCAAAGUUUCUCCCCCUGUUCGCUAGGAUUUGCCCUGCGAAUGAUGUUCACGAGAUGGAACGUAAAAUCCCAUCGCAGAAGAAGGACAACGGUGGUGAUAUGCAUGAGGAAGUUCGAUGUUUAACGGAGUUUCUGCCGGAAAAUGUCGAAGGUAGGCCGGAGUAUUUGAUUAGGCAAUAUUCAGGCAAAGGGUGGAAGCCAGGCUUGGAUACCAUAAAGGAGAAAAUGGUUGAGAAAAAGGUUAAGGUACCCCAUUGGCUGUUUUGAACCUUACAAUAAACAGCUAGCUCUAGGUUUCUGUAAUUUCCCCCCCUUCUGCUAGGAUAGUAUUCUACGUUGUGCAAUUAUGUUCAUAUCAU